Messenger RNA from Lagenorhynchus albirostris (white-beaked dolphin), 1426 nucleotides. RefSeq names its product guanylate kinase 1 (gene GUK1). Gene Ontology annotation, biological process: purine nucleotide metabolic process. The record is from RefSeq and is a predicted model, not a curated record. The transcript is spliced from 10 exons. The coding region runs from base 421 to 1146 and encodes 241 amino acids. NCBI's taxonomy places the organism in Eukaryota, Metazoa, Chordata, Mammalia, Artiodactyla, Delphinidae. Gene Ontology annotation, molecular function: GMP kinase activity. Gene Ontology annotation, cellular component: cytosol.
CACAAUCACUGUAAACGCAGCUUUCAGUUCUCCUGCGGCACCGCCACAACGUCAUCCGGCGGGCGCAGCGUCGUGCUGCGCUGACGUACAGCCUUGAAAGGCGGGGCGAGGCCGGCGCAGCUCUGACCAGCUAGCCCGCUGGCUGAGGCGGGUCCGGCGCCGCGCGGAAGUGCUUCUCUGAGGGGCGGAGAGAGGCCGGCGCGGCGCUACUCUGUGACGUACGUCCCCGCGGGCGGUGGCGGCGGCCCUUCAUGCUGCGGCGCCCGCUGGCCGGGCUGGCGGCGGCCGCCCUGGGCCGGGUCCCCUCGGACGUCCUCAAAAUGUAGGAGGAAAUUCUCCUGGCACGGGAAGCUCCAAACAGCUUGUAAAACCCCUGCAGCUUGAGGACUUCAUGCUGGAUGCCAUUGCGGACCCUGCAGGAUGCGUGGGGGCAGAGAGGGGAGCAGCCUGACACCCCUCUCCAAGCUCAUCCCGAGCAGCCCCAAGGUGAGCACGGAGGCUGCACCCCACGCAGAAGGGAUGUCAGGACCAAGGCCCGUUGUCCUGAGUGGACCCUCAGGGGCUGGGAAGAGCACCCUACUGAAGAGACUCCUGCAGGAACACAGCAGCAUCUUCGGCUUCAGCGUGUCCCACACCACAAGGGACCCGAGGCCAGGAGAGGAGAACGGCAAAGAUUACUACUUUGUGACCAGGGAGGUGAUGCAGCGGGACAUCGCUGCAGGAGACUUCAUCGAGCAUGCCGAGUUCUCAGGGAACUUGUAUGGGACCAGCAAAGCAGCUGUGCGGGCCGUGCAGGCCAUGAACCGCAUCUGCGUGCUGGAUGUGGACCUGCAGGGCGUGCGCAACAUCAAGAAGACCGACCUGCGGCCCGUCUACAUCUUUGUGCAGCCACCCUCACUGGAUGUCCUGGAGCAGCGGCUGCGGCAGCGGAACACAGAGACGGAGGAGAGCCUGGCUAAGCGUCUGGCUGCUGCCCGGGCUGACAUGGAGAGCAAGCCUCCACUGACCCUGCCCCCACCCUCAGGCGAGGAGCCCGGCCUGUUUGACCUGAUCAUCGUCAACGACAGUCUGGACAAGGCCUACUGGGCCCUGAAGGAGGCGCUCUCCGAGGAAAUAAAGAAGGCUCAAGCAACUGGUCACUCCUGAGCAGGUCCACCGGCUAUAACUCCUCAGGUGGGGCCUAGGGCCUGGCACCCACCCGCAGCGGGCCAGGAUCUCUGGCGGUGGCUCUGCUCACCUCAGCUAGCACCCAGGGUUUGGGGUGCUGCGUAUCUUCCCUCACUCCCCCACCGUGACUGGAGGACUUUGCUCUCACCCCCUCUCCCCAUGUCCCUUUCUAGGCUUCCUCCCCCCCCCUGCCCUAUCAACUCCCCUCCCAUGGAAGCUGGGCCAACAUCCAAAUAAAAAACUGCUGGGUUAGAGUGUC